Messenger RNA from Achroia grisella, 740 nucleotides. RefSeq names its product sperm mitochondrial-associated cysteine-rich protein-like. NCBI's taxonomy places the organism in Eukaryota, Metazoa, Arthropoda, Insecta, Lepidoptera, Pyralidae. The record is from RefSeq and is a predicted model, not a curated record.
ACAAAAGAAAAAUAUUCAGGAGACAUUUCAUUUGUCAAAAAAAUUAACGAUAAAAAUAUACACCUUUUUGUAUUAAAUGUCUAUUUAUUAUAAAAACAGCAAAACCGAUAAAAUGAGUGCUCCAUUUUACAGCUUCGAUCCUUGCGUUUGCAGGGGGAUGCCAUGCGGCGCCUGCUACCCUUACAGCACUAAACCGUGCGCGGCUUCGCGAAACGACCUCAGCGUAUGCUCGGUAUGUCCUGGCGGAGGGUGCUCCCCUUGUCCAGCCCCAGUCAGACCGUGUCUAGCACCAUGCCCACAACCACCAGUUCUACCAUGUUUACCUCCGUGCCCACCUUGCGAUAAGCCAUGCACCCCUGUACCAAGAAGACCCGUUUCGUUAUGUGAUUCUAUAGCAAUUCCUUGCUGUCGGCCAAACCGUUGCAAGCCAUGUCCAUAUUACUGUUGCACUGAGCCUGCUGUCUGCUCACCCAAACGUUGCAGUUACCCUGGAGUUCCUGUAUGUUCUGGCUGCUGUGGACUUUGCAUGCCAGUGUGGUAACCUACAAGGAGCCUCAAACUGAACUAAUUAAGGCAUCAACGUCGUACUUUACAAGCGAGCUGUCUUUUGUACCACAGAUGUAAUCACAUGUCCAAAGUGGCUUAAGUUUGGUUACCUUGUUACCUACAAUGAAACGCUAUUAAGUCCUUUAGUACACUGUAUAUGUCUAUGUAUUGUCAGAAAUAAAUAAAUUUAUGCA